UAUAAAUGUAUGUAUGUGUGUGGCUCUCUCAACUAGAGGUCUAGGUAGUUACAAGUAUCAGACUUUCUCAUUCUCUACUCGAAACUUUUCUUGUGAGUUGUGAGAAAUGCCUUCUCUUCAUUCAAAUGAAAACCCGUGUACUGAAAAGUGUCGCAAAAGAUUGCGUAGCUUCCUUAGAAACUUUAUUAUACCAACCAGCCUGCCUCUUCCUCUACAUAAGGAGCUUCCAAAUGACAUGCGAGGAGUUAUAUUGGUGGCGGUUGCUUUGAUUGCUGCAGUGACCUUUCAAGCCGGAGUCACUCCUCCCGGUGGAGUUUGGCAAGAUUCCGAUGACGGACAUGUCCCGGGGCGGGCAGUAUUUGCUUCUCAAUCAGUACCCUUUUAUUUUUUCUUGAUUUGCAACACCAUGGCCUUUUCUUCCUCAAUCUAUCUCUUAUUAUAUCUUACUUUUGGGAAACCUUUCUUCUUAGAAGUAUUAGUUGCCACUCUCUCAAUGUGCGGGACUUAUGCAGCUGCUGUUUUUUCCAUUACACCUUAUGAAACUACCCCGUUUCGUCUCAUCGCUCUUGUUGCAGCUCUGCCUCUCACACUACGGCUGGCUAUCUAUUUGUUGUGCUGGAUGAUCAGCAAAUCAUGUUGCAAGGGAUGCAAUGAAGAUGAUAAGGAAUCAGAUGAUAAGGAAUCAAGCUCUGGCUCAUGCCCUAUUUGCCAGCGCUGUAAGAAGCACGCCAAGGGAUCUAGCAACGAUGUCUGCAGGCCGGAUACACUUCACCAGUCCGCGUAAUCAGCAUGGCCUUUUAUCUUAAUUAUGCCUAACUCGAUCGCCGGCUUCCUCAUCAGAUUCUCCUCAAGCCUUCUAGGUGGUUCGACAAGGGUUAAGCUUCAAUUUGGCCUUCCUU
Corylus avellana is the source of this 899-nucleotide messenger RNA. RefSeq lists its product as uncharacterized. Gene Ontology annotation, cellular component: plasma membrane. NCBI's taxonomy places the organism in Eukaryota, Viridiplantae, Streptophyta, Magnoliopsida, Fagales, Betulaceae. The record is from RefSeq and is a predicted model, not a curated record.